Cicer arietinum (chickpea) is the source of this 1319-nucleotide messenger RNA. RefSeq names its product copper chaperone for superoxide dismutase, chloroplastic/cytosolic. Lineage: Eukaryota; Viridiplantae; Streptophyta; Magnoliopsida; Fabales; Fabaceae. Gene Ontology annotation, molecular function: copper ion binding. The record is from RefSeq and is a predicted model, not a curated record. Gene Ontology annotation, biological process: superoxide metabolic process.
AAAGUCGCGAUUGUGGCGACAAUAAUAAUAAUAAUCCAAAAUCGAUGAGAUGAGACAUGAUAGUUCACACAUUUAAUUUAAGAAGCUAAAUUGGAAUGGAAGAAAAAGAAAAAGGAAGCCGUGGAUGAAUCUAGAAGAAAAGCCGUUGAAACAAAAGCAGGGGAGACAUAAUGCAUUUUGUUAAGCCAGCAGUAGCAGCAACAGCAACUGCUAUUGCAGCCUUAGCUUUUUCUUCGUUCUCUCAAUCUCACUCUCACCAAUCCCUAAAUCCCCCAAACACUGCCUUAUCUUCCAACCCCAAAUCAAACAGAUCAUUUCGCCUCAUCAAAACAUUUGCUACCUCUCCCUCACCUCUCAUAAUGAACCACGACCUCUCUUCUCAGUCACAUACCGACGAUGUCUUACCCGAGUUACUGACGGAGUUUAUGGUGGAUAUGAAAUGCGAAGGUUGUGUUAAUGCGGUUAAAAAUAAGCUGCAAACGAUAAAUGGAAUCAAGAACGUGGAGGUGGACUUGAGCAAUCAGGUUGUUAGGAUUCUUGGUUCAACACCAGUAAAAACCAUGACUGAAGCUUUGGAGCAGACUUCUAGAAAAGCCCGAUUGAUCGGACAAGGAGUGCCAGAAGACUUUUUAAUAUCUGCUGCUGUAUCCGAAUUCAAAGGUCCGGAUAUUUUUGGUGUUGUUCGCCUGGCUCAAGUUAAUAUGGAACUAGCUAGAAUUGAAGCAAACUUCAGCGGACUGUCACCAGGGAAGCAUUUUUGGUCUAUUAAUGAGUUUGGUGAUCUGACAAGAGGCGCAGCAAGCACCGGCAAAGUGUUCAAUCCAUUAAACAAGGAAAACACUAAAGAGCCACUUGGUGACCUGGGAACACUAGAUGUUAACGAGAAGGGUGAUGCCUUCUUCACAGGCAUCAAAGAAAAGCUGAGGGUGGCUGAUCUUAUUGGACGAUCUAUUGUCGUAUAUGCAACUGAAGAUAAAUCACAACAUGGUAUAGCUGCUGCAGUGGUUGCUAGAAGUGCAGGAGUGGGUGAGAAUUAUAAAAAACUUUGUUCGUGUGAUGGCACCACCAUAUGGGAGGCAAGUGACAAAGACUUUGUUCCUAGCAAGUUCUGAUAAAUUAAUUUACGGAAAAUAAAACAUUGUAACUUAGUUGUCUUGAAGCUCUUCAACGCUUCAAAUUUGGAGGUUGUAUACCAUGUAUCAGAACGAAAACAAUGUAUCUGAUUGUCAUUUACAGAAAAUACUUCCAUAAAUUAUGAAGUUACUUUUGUGGACAACAUGGUAUUAAGGAUAGUUUAUUUUACUCCCUCCAUUCCCUUA